AGGCGCAUGCGCGGUCCGCUCGCCAUCGAACCAGGAUGCUCGUGCGCUGAUGCUGCGGAUUUGACGGGUCGGCCGCCGGAACAGCGAGCGGAGAAAGGCCGGAACUUAGGAAAUAAUGAACAACAAAUUUGACGCUCUGAAAGAUGACGACAGUGGAGAUCACGACCAGGACAACGGCUCACCGAAAGAUGGUGAGAAGGAAAGGAAUGAGGAUGAGGAAAAGGACCAAAACACUACCAAGAAGAAGGCUGUGGUUCCUGGGGCAGGUGAACACCCUCUUCAGUAUAACUACACAUUCUGGUAUUCUCGGCGAACCCCAGGCAGACCAGCCAGUACACAGAGCUAUGAGCAGAACAUCAAACAAAUCGGCAGCUUUGCUUCGGUGGAGCAGUUUUGGCGGUUUUACAGUCACAUGAUCAGACCAGGUGAUCUGACUGGCCACAGCGACUUUCACCUAUUUAAGGAGGGAAUCAAGCCCAUGUGGGAGGAUGAUGCUAAUAAGAGUGGAGGGAAGUGGAUAAUUCGGCUGCGGAAGGGUCUGGCCUCACGCUGCUGGGAAAAUCUGAUCCUGGCCAUGUUGGGUGAGCAGUUCAUGGUUGGUGAGGAGAUCUGUGGCGCUGUUGUCUCAGUCCGCUUCCAGGAGGAUAUCAUAUCUAUCUGGAACAAAACAGCAAGUGAUCAGGCCACUACUGCUCGCAUCAGAGACACGCUUCGCAGAGUCCUCAACCUGCCACCAAACACCAUCAUGGAGUACAAAACACACACUGACAGCAUCAAGGCUUGGGAGGAUUUUCAUGGACUGGUGAAUGCUAGUGGUGGUCGCUAGGUCUUUCUCAAGGGUGAACAAUGGCAGGGGUAGGGCCAGUAUAGCACCUUAAAAAAAAAUCCAUCUAUCUCCAUAUAACACUCCAAAACCUCUUCAUGCCAAAAGCAAAACUACACCAUACUUGACCUUAUCAGUCUAAACCUUAACCACUAUAAUGGUUAUAACCCUGCUACAUUUGAUAAACAAUUUGCUAUUUUCAGUCUCUAAUUUAAUACAAUGUUUUCAUUUCUAGGUUUAGUUACCUUCAGUGUGGAUGAAGAGGACUUUCCUAGGGCAUACAACUCACUUAUUUAUGAAUUAACAUUGUUUUGAAUAAAAAAACAAAAGGGAUAUUGGCUACUGGAAAGCCCAUAUUCCUGGUCGAAAUAUCUGUUCAGCUAAAAUGCCCCUGAGAAUGAAGGAGGAGUCAAAUGACCAGUAACAGAUGUUUUCAAUACUUAUUAAGAAAAACAUAAGCCGGUGCAGAAAUAAGCCUCAAAAAUUGUCGCUACUGUGGUUCUGAUGAAGGCUGAUUAACAAAACCAAUCAAAUUAAAUUUGUUGAAUCUUUGUACAAUAAGUCAUGUUGACCUCAUCUGGCAAGUUAUUCAGCUUCACAUAACCCACACUUCUUAGAAAGCAAGUACUUUUAUUUGAUAUUGUCAUAAACAGGGUUGCAUUUUACUAUAGUGCAGUAUUUUAAUUUCAGUGUUAAAGUUUUGUUUUUGAAAUUGUGAGAAACAAUAUAUUUUCAAAGUUUUUUGAAGAGAUAUAUGAUGGAAUCUGUUCUUGAUAAUUUUUUUGUUUUAAGCUGAGUGUGUUGAAACUUAAAAGCCUAAAAGAUAUCGGACAGUGCCUGCUUCCCAGAAGCACUCAGCAUUCUGUGAUUUUUGCCUUGGAAAGAUAUUUUUGUGAUUAUGCUGUCAGCCGAAAAAUCCUGAUUCUCCUUUACCACCAAGUAAAACUGAAGAAUGUUAACUGAUGUGGAUUUGGAGAUUGGGGUUGGUCAUGGUUUGUGUACAUCUUACAUACUGCCUGGAUUUAUAAACUUGGGUGUGUUUGAAGUAAUGUUUGGAUUACUGAUAGCAAUAAACGUCAAAUAUGCA
This is a messenger RNA of Ictalurus furcatus (blue catfish), 1910 nucleotides long. It is a transcript of the gene eif4e2, whose product is annotated as eukaryotic translation initiation factor 4E family member 2. NCBI's taxonomy places the organism in Eukaryota, Metazoa, Chordata, Actinopteri, Siluriformes, Ictaluridae. The coding region runs from base 116 to 826 and encodes 236 amino acids. The record is from RefSeq and is a predicted model, not a curated record. The transcript has 7 exons. Gene Ontology annotation, molecular function: RNA 7-methylguanosine cap binding; translation initiation factor activity. Gene Ontology annotation, cellular component: eukaryotic translation initiation factor 4F complex; cytoplasm. Gene Ontology annotation, biological process: translational initiation.